This is a messenger RNA of Lampris incognitus (smalleye Pacific opah), 2721 nucleotides long. It is a transcript of the gene dock2, whose product is annotated as dedicator of cytokinesis protein 2. Gene Ontology annotation, biological process: cell migration; small GTPase-mediated signal transduction. Gene Ontology annotation, molecular function: guanyl-nucleotide exchange factor activity; small GTPase binding. Gene Ontology annotation, cellular component: plasma membrane; cytoplasm. The transcript has 24 exons. The record is from RefSeq and is a predicted model, not a curated record. NCBI's taxonomy places the organism in Eukaryota, Metazoa, Chordata, Actinopteri, Lampriformes, Lampridae. The coding region runs from base 136 to 2721 and encodes 861 amino acids.
AGGAACGAGGAGGAGGGGCUUUUGCUUUCAAAUUGAAAGAAAAAACAUAAAUGUGAAGUCACACAGACAUCCUUAGAAAGAAGUAAAGACAGGAGGAGACAAUCAGAGAGUGUGUGGAUUGGACUACAUGCAAUCAUGGGUCCUUGGACAAGGACCAUUACUGAACGGUAUGGUGUGGUAAAAUGGAAUUUUGUUGGCCAAGGGGAGAAACAGCUGUCACUGGAGGUAGGAGACAUGGUCCACAUCCAGGAGGCCUGCGAUGGAUGGUACAAAGGCUAUCUGUCCAGGAACAAGGCCCAACAGGGAGCUUUCCCAGCCAGCUAUGUGCACCUGAAAGAGGUCAUACUUGAAAAACGGGGGGAUGAAGAGGUGGUGAUGUCUUCAGAGAUGCCCUUGGUAAAGGAGGUGACCACCACUCUGAGAGAAUGGGGAAGCAUGUGGAAACAGCUCUUUGUGGCCAACAAAGAUGCUCGUGUCAAGCAAGUCCGGGGGUUAAUGUGGGAACUAAUAGAAUGGCGUUCCCAGCUCCUCUCUGGCACGUUACCCACCGACGAGUUUAAGGAGCUGAAGCAGAAAGUAACCUCCAAGAUUGACUACGGAAACAAGAUCCUGGAGCUGGACCAGGUGGUGCGGGACAGGGAUGGGAACAUCCUGGAGCCCGAGCGGGCCAGUGUCAUUAGCCUGUUCCGCGCGCACGAGGAGGCCACGGCCAAGAUCAAUGAGCGCAUUAAAGAGGAGCAGUCCAAUGUCCAGAUGGACCGCUCUGGGAUCUCUGCACGGAUCCUGUCCUCUCCCACUCACAGCCUCUACGUGUUUGUCAGAAACUUUGUGUGCCGCAUCGGAGAGGACUCGGAGCUUUUCAUGUCCCUCUAUGACCCCAUCAAACAGGCCAUCAUCAGUGAGAACUACCUGGUGCGCUGGGGCAGCAGAGGUUUCCCCAAGGAGAUUGACAUGCUAAACAACCUGAAGGUUGUCUUUACAGAUUUGGGGAACAAGGACCUGAACAGGGAGAAGAUUUAUCUGAUCUGUCAGAUAGUGAGGGUGGGCAGGAUGGACCUGAAGGAGACCAACAUUAAAAAGUUAACCCAGGGCCUGAGACGGCCUUUUGGGGUGGCAGUGAUGGACAUCAGUGACAUUAUCAAAGGAAAGAUUGAGUGUGAUGAGGAGAAGCAGUAUUUCAUCCCCUUUCAUCCGGUGGUUGCUGAGAAUGACUUCCUCCACACUUUGCUGAACAAAGUGACAUCGUCUCGAGGAGACAGCGGAGGCCAAGGUCUGUGGGUGACCAUGAAGGCCCUGGUAGGGGACAUAGUUCAGAUCCGUAAAGAGUACCCCCACCUGGUGGACCGCAGCACGGUGGUGGCCCGAAAACUGGGCUUCCCCGAGAUCAUAAUGCCGGGGGACGUCCGCAAUGACAUCUACCUCACCCUGCAGGGUGGGGACUUUGACAAGUACAACAAGACCACACAGAAAAACGUGGAGGUCAUCAUGUGGGUGUGUGACGAGGAGGGCAAGGUCGUGCCGAACUCCAUCUGUCUGGGAGCAGGGGAUAAGGCGGUCAGUGAGUACAGAUCUGUCAUCUACUACCAGAUCAAACAGCCCCGCUGGAUGGAGACAUUUAAGGUGGCGAUCCCUCUGGAAGAAAUGCAGAGAAUCCAUUUGCGCUUCAUGUUCCGACAUCGCUCUUCCCAGGAGUCCAAGGACAAGAGUGAGAAAAACUUCGCCAUGUCCUUUGUGCGUCUUAUGAAGGAGGAUGGGACAGUUCUGCAGGACGGGCCUCACGACCUAGUGGUCUUUAAGGGUGAUAGUAAGCGCAUGGAGGAUGUGAACUGCUACCUGUCACUGCCCUCGACCCGCCACCACCAUGGCGAUGCCCACAAGGGGACAACUAUGAGCCGCAGCUCAAGUACCUUGUCCGGGAUGGGGGGUGGAGUCCUGUCAGUCAGCUCCAGGGACAGCUUCACCAUCUCCACCCUGGUCUGCUCCACUAAACUCACCCAGAAUGUGGGCUUGCUGGGUCUGCUCAAGUGGAGAACCAGACCUGAACUUCUUAGAGAGAACCUGGAGAAACUGAAAAUCAUUGAUGGAGAAGAGGUGGUCAAGUUUUUGCAGGACACUCUCGAUGCCUUGUUCAACAUCAUGAUGGAGCAUUCUCAGACUGACGACUAUGACAUUCUGGUCUUUGAUGCCUUGAUCUACAUCAUAGGUCUUAUUGCUGACAGAAAGUUCCAGCAUUUUAACACGGUGUUGGAGGCCUACAUCAAGCAACACUUCAGCGCCACACUGGCCUACAAGAAGCUGAUGUCAGUGUUGAAGAGGUACCUGGAUGUGUCAAGUCGUGGGGAACAGUGUGAGCCCAUCCUCCGUACCCUGAAGGCUCUUGAGUACAUCUUCAAAUUCAUCGUUCGCUCACGGAUGCUCUACUCCCAGCUGUAUGAGGGGAAGGAACAGGGAGAGUUUGAGGAGUCACUGAGGAGGCUUUUUGAGUCCAUUAACAAUCUGAUGAAGACUGACUACACCACCACUCUGCUGCUCAGGGUUGCUGCUCUGAAGUACCUUCCAACAGUCCUGCAUGAUGUUGAGAAAGUUUUUGACGCCAAACUCCUCAGUCAGUUAUUGCAUGACUUCUACAGCUGCAUCCCCCCUGAGAAACUCCAGAAACAGAAGGUGGCCUCCAUGACCGAAAUUGUCAGCAGCCAAAUCUUCCAGAGACAAGGUGUGUAA